This is a messenger RNA of Nestor notabilis (Kea), 1335 nucleotides long. It is a transcript of the gene TRMT13, whose product is annotated as tRNA methyltransferase 13 homolog (S. cerevisiae). Gene Ontology annotation, biological process: tRNA methylation. Lineage: Eukaryota; Metazoa; Chordata; Aves; Psittaciformes; Psittacidae. The annotation marks the transcript as partial. The transcript is spliced from 10 exons. The record is from RefSeq and is a predicted model, not a curated record.
GAGGAAGACGGUAGGAGAAGGAUUCCGUGUCCUCUCGAUCCGAAACACACCGUGUACGAAGACCAGCUACAAAAGCACUUAAAGAAGUGUAAUUCAAGGGAGAAGCCAAAGCCGGUCUAUUUUGUUCAAGACAUUAAUGCAGGUUUAAAAGAUGUCGCAGAAAUACCAGAAAAACAGGUACCUCUCUCUUCUCUGUCCAAAGAAGAGCUGGAGAACUUGAUAAUUAAGUUGAAAAAAGCAAGUAAUGGCCUGGAAUUUCACCUUCAGGAACAAAUACUGUCCCACCAGGCUUUACAAGAAGCCUUAAAUGACCCCAAGAAUGGAGAAUCUGCUUUCAAACACUUGAAACAACAGGCUUCUAUUUUAGGUAACAUGGAAAAAUUACAUUUACUUGGUCCAGGAAGAUGUUUUAUUGAGUUUGGAGCUGGGCGAGGAAAGCUCUCUCAUUGGGUUGAUGUUGCCUUGCAGAAUACUCAAAAUGUUCAGUUUUUGCUUGUGGAAAGGGCAACUACACGAUUUAAGGUGGAUGGAAAACAUCAAAGGAGAGAUUCUAUAUUUGAAAGGCUUCAAGUUGAUAUUCAACAUUUAUGUUUAAAUAAGGUACCUAUUUUGGAGAAGAAAAAGCUACCAGUGGUAGGAAUUGGGAAGCAUUUGUGUGGUGCUGCAACAGAUCUUGCUUUGAGAUGCUUGGUUGAAAGUUACACAACUUGCUGUGAUGCAGAAAAUGAAGAGCCCGCACCAAAACGCUCUAGGGCUGAUCAGACAGAGGUGGCUUCCAGCGAUUCUGCUGGCAAUGAAAGCAGCAAAGCUGACUGUAAGCCUGUGGCUGGAAUUGUUAUUGCGCUGUGUUGCCAUCACAAGUGUGACUGGACACACUAUGUAGGCAGAGAGUUCUUUAAAUCAGUAGGACUUGGACCAGUGGAAUUUCAUUAUUUUCAGAGAAUGAGUAGCUGGGCCACGUGUGGCAUGCGAGAAACCACAAACAAAGCCUCCGCAAGUGAAGAAAGCGAAGAGCAAACUAACGGCGCAGAGGACCAUGAGCAAACAGUCAGCGGGAUAGAGAGUGGUCCCGAUACUUUACAAGGGAUACUUACGGCUGAAGAACGGAAGGAGAUAGGCUGCCUCUGUAAACGGCUCAUUGACCAUGGACGGAUUGAGUAUCUACAACAACGAGGAUACGAGGCUCUACUACAGUAUUACAUAGAGUCGGCCGUGUCCUUGGAGAAUGUCCUGUUGACAGCUGUCCCAAGUCCAUCUUUGAUACCAGAGCCAACUACACGACAGAACAUAGAUUUGGAACUGGGGGGUGGGAACCGACCACAAAACCAGCUAUAA